AUGCCGAAAAAAGCAACUCAAGAACAGAAGCCCCAAACCUCCCAAGCUCCAGACGACGAGUACGAAGAGACGAUUGUUGUGGCCGAUCUGAACGGUGUUCUGGACGUGGACAGUGUGAAUAGAGCCUUCAGAAAUGGCAAUAUUUCCUUGAGAUUCGCUAAUACAGACAGACCUCUGGUGCAAGUGGGACAGUCGGUGUUUGCAGGAGAAUGGAACGAAACGAUGGGAACGGACAUUAUCUUCCAGAAGAACGGUAAGGAUCAGGACAAUAACUACGAGUUUCUGGCCAAGUCUUCUACCCGGCUGUCUACGAACAAAGCCAUUGUAUCGUGCUCAAAUGAAUCCAAGGAAUAA
Messenger RNA from Bursaphelenchus okinawaensis, 354 nucleotides. Lineage: Eukaryota; Metazoa; Nematoda; Chromadorea; Rhabditida; Aphelenchoididae. The record is from the annotation of a GenBank genome assembly.